Molecule: messenger RNA, 2357 nt
Organism: Vespa velutina
Lineage: Eukaryota; Metazoa; Arthropoda; Insecta; Hymenoptera; Vespidae
Product: tRNA dimethylallyltransferase
Exons: 9
Coding region: 945-2147 (400 amino acids)
Biological process (GO): tRNA modification
Cellular component (GO): mitochondrion
Molecular function (GO): zinc ion binding; tRNA dimethylallyltransferase activity; nucleic acid binding
Source: RefSeq, a predicted model, not a curated record
GGUUGAAGACCGCUUUAGAACGUCGGAAACCUGUUCAAAGAUCGAAGACACGGCCGUUCCGGCUACAUCUGGCGGCCGGAUCGGAACGUUGAAAACCUGUUCCAUACCGAGCUAUGUCGUGUGUACGUAAUGGAAUGUUGAGCGUAAAGUCGAAAUUCUCGUAAUCGGAAACGUUCUUGGAUUCUCGUUUAUCCGUCUUAGUGGUGCGCAUCGAACGUGAACGAACGGAAGAGAAGGAAAGCUCUUCUUUUGCUCUUUCCUUUUUCUUCUUCUUCGUCUAUUUCUUCUUCGAUGCAUUUAUGUUUUGCUUUUGUCGUCUCUGUCGAAAAUAUCCGUUCUUGUUUGAAAUAUCCGUCAUGUUUCAAAAAUAUCAUCCGACUUGAUUGACGUUUCGAUCCAAACGAAAAAGUGUUUAGAAAUUUGAUUCUCUCAUUUCGGUAUGGUAGAAAGUAAUUGUUGCUUUUUCUUUUUUUUUUUUUUUUCUUUUUUCUUUUUUUCUCUCGAUCUGGCGAUACCAUCAUCAAAUAAAGAGGAUAAAUCUGCAUGAAGAUAUAAGUCAAAAAUGUUCAGUGACAUUUUCUUUUCCUACGAAAUUUUAUUUCCGAAAACAUCGAUGUUGAAGAUUUUUCGUUGAAGAUUUAUCUAAUGAUUUAUGAUUUCCAAAUACUAACUUAAAUGUUUAAAUUUGAUUACUUUUAAUCAUAAAAAUGAUCUUUCGUUUGACGACUCUUCUAUUUACUGUUACUAUUCAAAGUCAUUUACACAACGCCGAAUAUGUCAAAUCAGUAUUACGGAGUUUUAUUCUCUACGCCGAGUGUAUGUUUACUUAUGCGCAUUCAUCCGUGAGACUCUUAACAGUACGUCAUUGUGCUUUGGAUUCAAUUGGUUAAGUGUAUAAGGGUCUGGACAUCGUUACCGCCAAGGUGACCAAGGAAGAAAAGCAAAUGGCGGUUCAUCACAUGCUGGACAUCGUUGAUCCUCUCACCUAUUUUUCCGUCAUCGACUUCAGGGAUAUGGUGCUACCGAUUGUGGACGAUUUACUAUUGAAGAAGAAGAUGCCGAUCGUCGUUGGUGGUACGAAUUAUUACAUAGAGUCUGUACUUUGGAAAAUACUCGUUUCGAAAGCGAAGAAAAAUUCUCAAAACGAGAUGGAUCAAACGAAAAUGAUUUUAAGCGAUAACGACAAGAAAAAUAGAGAUGAGAACACACAGGAAACGUUGGAAAGAAGUGAAACGGAAGACGAGUCUUCGCCUUCAAAGAAGAUGAAGAUCGACGGGUGGACGAGCGAGGAGACGAACGAGGUGCUAUAUCGUAGAUUGGCCGAAAUUGAUCCGGAAAUGGCACAGCGACUUCAUCCUAAUAAUAGACGGAAGGUUAUAAGAUCCUUGGAAGUCUUCGAGGAAUACGGAAUUACGCAUAGUGAGAUUUUAAAAACACAACGAUUGGCUGGUGGUUCAGGAUUGGGUGGCCCAUUACGUUAUCCUAAUUCAAUUAUUUUAUGGCUUCGUUGUGAUAAGAAAAUUCUUGAUGAGCGGCUAAGUCAAAGAGUCGAUUCCAUGAUCCAAGCUGGUUUGGUAGACGAGCUACUCGAUUUUCAUCGUAGGUACAACGAACAAAGGAUUAAGUCCAACACGUCACCUGAUUACACGAAAGGCAUCUUCCAGAGCAUUGGCUUCAAAGAGUUUCACGAUUACCUCAUAUUACCAGAAGAGGAGAGGGCAAGCGAGAAGGCAGAGAAGCUACUUAAACAAGGUCUCGACGAUUUGAAAAUGGUUACAAGAAGAUAUGCUAAUAAUCAACAAAAAUGGAUCAGGAAUCGCUUAAUGCGUCGAACCGAUAGACAGGUACCACCAUUGUAUGUAUUGGACUGCACCGAUUUGACUCAAUGGAAAUCUAAUGUUUUUGAUAAAGCUGUCUCAAUAAUUUCUACGAUAUUACGAGGCGAAAAACCAGAAGAAAAACCUAUUAAUGAAAAUGUCGAGAAUCAGAAAAAUACUGAUAGCAGUAAUGAAGUGCAACAUUAUUGUGAAAUUUGUGAAAGAAUAUUCAUCGGUGAAUUGCAAUGGAAUGCACAUAUAAAUGGAUUAAAGCAUAAGAAAAUUUUGCAACGCAUGAGAAAAAUGGAAAAACAAAAUUCCGGAAGUUAAAUACUCACAAAUUGAUACCAGAUUUCAUUGAUACAAUAUUGUAUAUAUGUAUAUCAAUAGAUAUAUAUUUGACUAUUCUAAAGAUAAGUAAUUUUUAUAUUUUUGAAUGGAAGUAUUUAACAAUGGUCGAUAAGCUAGAUUGGUAUUGUAUCGAUAUAAGAUAAUGUAGUUUUACUUUUUUAUAUUAAAGUACCAUAAGAUGUUCAUACA